CAUUUUUCAUACAUUGAAAGUUAUUUAUAGAAUCUGGGAAGCGAAGUCUGUACCGUCUUCUAUUAUCAUUGAAACACUCGACGUCGACUUAAGUCUACCUCGUGAAAAGAAAUGGCUCGUACAAAGCAGACUGCUCGUAAAUCCACUGGUGGAAAGGCCCCGCGUAAGCAGUUGGCCACCAAGGCAGCGCGUAAAAGCGCGCCAUCAACUGGAGGCGUGAAGAAGCCCCAUCGUUACAGGCCUGGAACUGUAGCUCUCAGAGAGAUUCGUCGUUAUCAGAAGUCCACAGAGUUGCUGAUCCGCAAGUUGCCAUUCCAGAGACUUGUCCGUGAAAUCGCACAGGACUUCAAAACUGAUCUCAGGUUCCAGAGUGCUGCCAUUGGGGCUCUGCAGGAAGCCAGUGAGGCAUAUUUGGUUGGAUUAUUUGAGGACACCAACUUGUGUGCCAUCCAUGCUAAGCGUGUCACCAUUAUGCCCAAGGAUAUCCAGCUGGCUAGGAGAAUCCGUGGAGAGAGAGCUUAACAUGUUCAUAUUGACUGACUUUUUAGACUUCAUGUUUCAACAAUCUCACCAAUCAUGAGACCAAACGCAUCAUCAAUUUAUCCACAUUUCUAGGAGGGAUUUUAUACUGCAUAGUGGAAUAUUUCCUUUAGUGCGUGUCUAGUAGCAUUUUUAAUGGACUAUUCUUCUUAACUUAUUGUGCUGCUUUCGUCUUGUGGCUGUAUUUUGAAAUGAGGUGGCCAAAUGUGCACGGAAGAAUGUGAAACUACAUCGACCAUUCGAGAGUGAUUGGAGAGCCACAAUUUCAAACUAUGUGUAUGAUAGCGUAAAAAAAAGUAUAUUUUAUUUUGUACAAUCUUUGUUAGUAAACUAUUUAACCAUAGAUGAUUCUUUUGAUAUUACAAAUUUUCAGUGUAGGUUAACCAGGAGAUUUAGCAAUAACAUAUGACCUCAAAAUGGAAGAUCUCAUGAAAUAAAAAAAAAUCCUCACUGAAUAAGACCAGAUUUAAAAGUGAGUACGGGUACCUGCACGUGACUCCACGGAAAUUUCCAAAAGUGACCAACAUUUCGAUUGUAUUUGGAAUAAAUUUCUUUUACCCUGA
This is a messenger RNA of Lingula anatina, 1103 nucleotides long. RefSeq names its product histone H3.3A. Gene Ontology annotation, cellular component: nucleosome. The record is from RefSeq and is a predicted model, not a curated record. Lineage: Eukaryota; Metazoa; Brachiopoda; Lingulata; Lingulida; Lingulidae. Gene Ontology annotation, molecular function: structural constituent of chromatin; DNA binding; protein heterodimerization activity.